This is a messenger RNA of Mesocestoides corti, 756 nucleotides long. Lineage: Eukaryota; Metazoa; Platyhelminthes; Cestoda; Cyclophyllidea; Mesocestoididae. The record is from the annotation of a GenBank genome assembly.
AGUAGGUUAAGCAUGACUGAUAAGGCUUUUACCACUGGUACUGAUGUUAAUGAUUUUACAGUUGUAUGCGAUUUGCAUAAUCUGUAUUUAAAACCGAUAUGUAAAGUUCAUAUAACUGUUCAAAUUUCUGGUUUAAGUUGUAUUGGAUCCCAAGGCAGGUGCUUAUCCACGUGGGAAGUUUCCGAGAAGCUGCGGCAGCUGUCCACUGUUGAGUUUGUUCGGUUUGUUGUGGAACUCGACUCGAAAGCAGAUGUCAAAAGAGUGAUCAAAGCCGCUGAUAGCCAGCGAAUCAAGCUCAGCGGCUUUCCUCAAGCCCUGCGAGUUCGUGCAGGAGAGGCACCAAUCGACUGUCCUCGGAAACACGAUUGGGAUGCAUUUUUCAGAGACGCGAGAGACAUGGACGAACUCCUUCCCGGCGAAAGACCCGACACUGUCGUCGUUUCAAAGUUGCCAGUUCGUUGGUUCGCCAAACCUGGUAGCUCCUCCAAGUUGUGGCCAGACCCCAAGGAUUCACAAACGACAAAUGACUCCUCUUCAUUAUCAUUCACUGCAUACAUUCAGUAUGCGGAAUAUGCAGGUUUUGCUGCAGCUAUGGAGGCGUUACGAGGCAAAAAAUUAGUUCAUAUUCCUCCCGGUAAAAAAUGCACGGAAUCACCGUGCUUCUCUGCAGAGAUCACAGUGAGUUUGGUUCAUUCUGUGUUGUUUCAAGUUGAUGCUGUGCACUGUAAUGAAUUGGGAACCGUAAUUUGGAAUUAG